Messenger RNA from Drosophila teissieri, 2075 nucleotides. RefSeq names its product transcription factor btd. Gene Ontology annotation, biological process: regulation of transcription by RNA polymerase II. Gene Ontology annotation, molecular function: DNA-binding transcription factor activity, RNA polymerase II-specific; RNA polymerase II cis-regulatory region sequence-specific DNA binding. The transcript is spliced from 2 exons. Bases 50 to 2065 code for a protein of 671 amino acids. Lineage: Eukaryota; Metazoa; Arthropoda; Insecta; Diptera; Drosophilidae. The record is from RefSeq and is a predicted model, not a curated record.
AAUAAAAAGACAAAUCAGCGCAACAUUCGAAAUCGCUAACGUUUUCAACAUGAUCGAUGCGGCGUGCAAUUACUUGAAUCCCUAUGCGCAUCAACAGCAUCAGGCGCAGCAGCAGCAACACGCGCAACAGCAGCAGGCGCAGCAGCAGCAACACGCGCAACAGCAGCAACAUCAUCUGCACAUGCAGCAGGCGCAACAUCAUCUGCACUUGUCGCAUCAGCAGGCGCAACAGCAGCACAUGCAACACUUGACCCAGCAGCAACAGCAACUGCAGCAGCAACAGCAACAACAACAGCAGCAGCAGCAGCAACAGCAGCAACAGCAACAACAGCCGCAACAGCAGCAACAUGACUUCCUCAGCGCCGCCGCCCUGCUGUCCGCCCCCCCAUCCCUCUCCGGCUCGAGUUCCGGCUCCAGUUCGGGCAGCUCUCCGCUGUACGGAAAGCCACCAAUGAAACUGGAACUGCCGUAUCCACAGGCCUCCUCCACGGGCACCGCAUCGCCCAACUCCAGCAUCCAAUCGGCGCCAUCAUCGGCCUCCGUGUCGCCCAGCAUCUUCCCAUCGCCCGCCCAGUCAUUCGCCUCCAUUUCGGCCAGUCCAUCCACGCCCACCACCACCCUGGCGCCACCCACAGCGGCGGGAGCGGGUGCCCUAGCGGGAUCACCCACAUCCUCGUCCCCAUCCUCGUCGGCGGCAUCAGCGGCAGCGGCGGCCGCAGCAGCGGCUGCUGCAGCAGCGGACCUCGGAGCAGCGGCGGUCGCCAGUGCCGCCUACGGCUGGAAUACCGCCUACUCCGGAUUGGGGCCACCAAGAAGCCAGUUCCCAUAUGCGCAGUACGCCUCCGAUUACUACGGCAAUGCGGUGGGCAUGUCCUCGUCGGCGGCAUGGUUCUCGCACCAGGAGCGCCUGUAUCAGCCAUGGAGUUCACAGAGCUAUCCGGGCUUCAAUUUCGAUGACAUCGCCUUCCAAACGCAAUUGCAACGCCGCUCCGUGCGCUGCACGUGCCCCAAUUGCACCAACGAGAUGAGCGGCCUGCCACCGAUUGUGGGUCCCGAUGAGCGCGGACGCAAGCAGCACAUUUGCCACAUACCCGGCUGCGAGCGGCUGUACGGCAAGGCGUCGCAUCUGAAGACCCAUCUGCGUUGGCACACCGGCGAACGGCCAUUCCUGUGCCUCACGUGCGGCAAGCGCUUCUCGCGAUCGGACGAACUGCAGCGGCACGGACGCACGCACACCAAUUACCGCCCGUAUGCCUGCCCCAUUUGCUCGAAGAAAUUCUCGCGCAGCGAUCACCUCAGCAAGCACAAGAAGACCCAUUUCAAGGACAAGAAGAGCAAGAAGGCACUGGCCGCCGAGGCCAAGGAGCAGGCGGCGGCGGCGGCGUCGUCGUCGAUAAAGCUGGAGAAGAAGGAGAAGAAGUCGGGCAAACCUUUGACGCCGCCCGUGGAAUUCAAGCAGGAGCAGCCGGAUACGACACCGCUGGUCAACUAUGCGCCCUAUGCCAAUCUCUACCAGCAUGCCACAUCGGCGGCAUCAGCGAGUGUGAAUGCACCGCCACCACCGCCGCCACUCUUCCAGCAGCAGAUGGCGGCGGAGCAGCCGUGGAGCAGCAGUAGCAGCGGCAGCAGCAUCAGCAUCAGCCGUGCCAUACAACCAGCCACUACCUCAGCCAGUUCAUCCUCCACAUCCUCCAGUGCCAGUUCGCCAGCAGCGGCAGCGGUCGUUUCCGCCACCGGCACGGCAUCCUCACCAGCCGCAUCCGCAUCCGCGUCCGCAUCCGCGACGGCGCUGGCCCAGCAUCAUUAUGCCGCACUGGCCAUGCAAAGUGAGUCGCAGCUGGCGGCGGAGUAUGGGCUAACCAUGAGCGGAUUGGCCAGCGGCGCUAGCCAGGACUCCAGCUCCAGUUGCCACAUGAAGUCCGAGUAUGCGGCCAGUUAUCCGGCCGAUUUUGGUGCGGGCACAGCCAGUUACGGCUAUCCGCAUCCGCACUCGCAUCCGCACUCGCAUCCGCACCAUCAUCACAAUGCGUGGGCAGCGGCCUAUCAUCCGCAUGCCACCGCCUAGGAUGCCCCCA